AUGGCUUGGAUGCUUGAUGAAUGGGAACCUCGACUCCGACAGCGGAAGCGCAAGUCUCGACGGCCGGUCAGCCACAAGUGGCUGAAAGAGCCGGUGCCAGACCCAGAUCUAGUUGUAGAGACGGAGAAGGCGCGGAAUCUUGUUGCAGAUGCAAGCCUGGAGGAGUGCUUGGAGGAGCUCGUAAGCACGCGGCAAGAUGGACACUUCACAGGACCCACGAAGAAACUCGACAAGCAAUGGAGCUCGCUCCUAAGCAGAGCACGUAGGCAGGUUCUGAGCUCGGUCGAGAAGGAGUUCGGUCCAUCCGGCAAGCUGCAGCCCCUACACCCCAGCGCUGAAGUGAAGGACGAGUUCUUCACAGCUCGCAGGAUCUUCGAAUCUACGACGACCUACACAUACCAUGGAACCAAAGCUGCGAACAUCGACUCCAUCUCUCGCGUCGGUCUGCUAAUGCCUGGAAAGAACGGACAUAAAGUCGCAAACGGAUCGGCGCAUGGCGUGGGGAUCUACACAGCCCGGUUGGGCAAGGCAACUUUGUCCCAGGGCUUCUGCGACUCUAACAAGAUGUUCGUUUGUGCUGUCUGCGACACCAGUCAACCCCUCGCAGAGGAGGAGACGGCAUCCAAGCAGAGGCUGGACACCUCAUGGAAGCCUUCAGCCACUGUCGUGCAGACAAAAUUCCCAAAGACUGCGACAGCCGUCAACCUCCAUCCAUCAGCUCGGCGACUGGGAAGACACAACGUCCAGCGCGAGUCCGACCAAGUCAUCCACGUGGGUGAUGCCGUGGUGACUUUUGAACAAGGGUGCGUUGUUCCUCUGUUCCUGCUCUCGUGGUCACCAGAGUCCGAAGCCGAGCCUGAGCCGUCCGCACAGACGCCCACGCCCUUUGUGCCAGACGAAAGGCUGGUGCUCAAACACCACUGCUGGGAUGUUCGCGAGCAGCCUUGGGCAUUGCCACAGCAAGUGGGUCGGAGACGCCUUGCCGUGCCAGAGACGGAUGAUGAUCGGCUGAUCAAGUUCGGAAACGUCUUGGAUCCCCAGAACCCGCGACAAGGUCGAACAGUCUGGAUGGUAUCACAUCCUUUCGAAGGACGGACCAGAAGCGAAAUCCGGAUGAAGCGGAGAAUGAUGCAGCGCCGGUCCGACAUCCGCCGAAGACGAGAACGGCAAUGGCACGAUUAUCAUCGACUAAGCAAGUUCGACCCAACAACGGGCAGCGUCAGCGUCCAAGGCUAUGGCUCCAGGUUUAACGAUUUAACGGUCUAUGAGGCCUGA
Messenger RNA from Symbiodinium sp. CCMP2592, 1275 nucleotides. Lineage: Eukaryota; Dinophyceae; Suessiales; Symbiodiniaceae. The record is from the annotation of a GenBank genome assembly.